GGCGCGAAGGCUCUGGCGCCUCCUCCCGCCCCAUCACUGUGGCUCUGUGCGCGCUGCCGGCCGCUGCUCUCUCCAGCCUCUGAAGAAGAAAGCCCCUGAGCCGCUGUCGCUUGAACCAUGGCUUCGGGCCGAAGGGGUUGGGACAGCUCCCACGAGGACGACCUGCCUGUGUACUUGGCCCGUCCCGGCACCACAGAUCAGGUCCCACGGCAGAAGUACGGUGGCAUGUUCUGCAACGUGGAGGGUGCCUUUGAGAGCAAGACGUUGGAUUUUGAUGCCCUGAGUGUGGGACAGCGCGGCGCCAAGACUCCCCGGAGCAGCCAGGGCAGAGGCCGUGGCGCAGGGAACCGGCCCGGGAUGGAAGUGGACGCGCGCAGGGGACCGGGCCGGGAGGAGAGCAGGGAGCCCGCGCCGGAGUCCCCCAAGCCCGCUGGGGUGGAGAUCCGGAGCGCCACCGGCAAGGAGGUCUUGCAGAACCUUGGUCCCAAGGACAAGAGUGACCGCCUUCUAAUCAAGGGAGGGAGAAUCGUCAAUGAUGAUCAGUCCUUUUAUGCUGAUAUUUACAUGGAGGAUGGCUUAAUAAAGCAAAUUGGAGACAAUCUGAUUGUCCCCGGAGGUGUGAAGACCAUCGAGGCCAAUGGGAAGAUGGUGAUUCCUGGAGGCAUUGAUGUCCAUACCCACUUCCAGAUGCCUUACAAGGGAAUGACCACAGUGGAUGAUUUCUUCCAAGGGACAAAGGCUGCCUUAGCGGGAGGCACCACCAUGAUCAUUGACCAUGUGGUACCUGAACCUGAGUCUAGCCUGACAGAGGCCUAUGAAAAGUGGCGUGAGUGGGCUGACGGGAAGAGCUGCUGUGACUAUGCUUUGCAUGUGGACAUCACCCACUGGAAUGACAGCGUCAAGCAGGAGGUACAGAACCUCAGCAAGGAAAAAGGCAUUAACUCCUUCAUGGUUUACAUGGCCUAUAAGGAUUUAUAUCAAGUGUCCAACACAGANCUCUAUGAGAUCUUCACCUGCCUGGGGCUGGGGGCCAUUGCUCAAGUUCAUGCCGAGAAUGGAGAUAUCAUUGCCCAGGAGCAGGCACGGAUGCUGGAAAUGGGGAUAACUGGCCCAGAAGGCCACUUUUUGAGCAGACUGGAAGAGCUGGAAGCUGAGGCUGUGUUCCGUGCCAUCACCAUUGCCAGCCAGACCAACUGUCCCCUUUAUGUCACCAAGGUCAUGAGCAAGAGCGCUGCUGAUCUCAUCUCACAAGCCAGGAAGAAAGGAAAUGUGGUCUUUGGUGAGCCCAUCACUGCCAGCCUGGGAAUAGAUGGAACUCAUUACUGGAGUAAGAACUGGGCCAAAGCAGCUGCUUUUGUGACAUCCCCACCUCUGAGCCCUGACCCUACCACACCUGACUACAUCAACUCAUUGCUGGCCAGCGGGGAUCUGCAGCUCUCUGGUAGUGCCCACUGUACCUUUAGCACUGCCCAGAAAGCCAUUGGGAAGGACAACUUCACAGCCAUCCCUGAAGGCACCAAUGGUGUGGAGGAGCGUAUGUCUGUCAUCUGGGACAAGGCUGUGGCCACAGGGAAGAUGGAUGAAAACCAGUUUGUGGCCGUGACAAGCACCAAUGCUGCCAAGAUAUUCAACCUGUACCCUCGAAAGGGGAGAAUAGCUGUGGGCUCUGACAGUGACCUUGUCAUCUGGGAUCCAGAUGCCUUGAAGAUUGUCUCUGCCAAGAACCACCAGUCGGUUGCCGAAUAUAACAUCUUUGAAGGGAUGGAGCUGCGUGGGGCACCUCUGGUGGUUAUCUGCCAGGGAAAGAUCAUGCUGGAAGAUGGCAAUCUGCAUGUGACCCAGGGGGCUGGCCGCUUCAUUCCCUGCAGCCCAUUCUCUGACUAUGUCUAUAAGCGCAUUAAAGCAAGGAGGAAGAUGGCAGACCUGCAUGCAGUCCCAAGAGGCAUGUAUGAUGGACCAGUGUUUGACUUGACCACCACCCCCAAGGGGGGCACCCCAGCUGGCUCUACUCGGGGCUCUCCCACUCGGCCAAACCCGCCAGUGAGGAACCUCCAUCAGUCAGGAUUUAGCCUGUCAGGCACCCAAGUGGAUGAGGGUGUCCGCUCAGCUAGCAAACGUAUUGUGGCGCCCCCUGGAGGCCGUUCUAACAUCACAUCCCUGAGUUAAGCCCUCCCAAAGAGGGAGGCAAGAAGCAAGAAGAAAAAAAAAAAAAAAAAUUGAAGCCAAAAUGGUACACCGAUAUUUAAGAAG
Molecule: messenger RNA, 2250 nt
Organism: Mus caroli (Ryukyu mouse)
Lineage: Eukaryota; Metazoa; Chordata; Mammalia; Rodentia; Muridae
Product: dihydropyrimidinase-related protein 3
Biological process (GO): actin crosslink formation
Cellular component (GO): cytosol; cytoplasm
Molecular function (GO): hydrolase activity, acting on carbon-nitrogen (but not peptide) bonds, in cyclic amides
Source: RefSeq, a predicted model, not a curated record